Molecule: messenger RNA, 342 nt
Organism: Macrosiphum euphorbiae (potato aphid)
Lineage: Eukaryota; Metazoa; Arthropoda; Insecta; Hemiptera; Aphididae
Source: the annotation of a GenBank genome assembly
AUGGUCCAUCCACCCCCACCUUCACACUCUAUCAUUAGAGCGUCGCCAUCAUUGAUGGCGGACGGCGCCGUCUGCACCUCCACCACCACAUUCAACACCAAUUUACUCCGACGUGUGUGUCACAAAAGACAUCGCCAUCGAGAAGCUCUUCAUCAGUGUACACGGAAAAUACUUUUCUCGUAUUCAGAUUACGACAGAAAUCCUCAAAUCAGUCGUCAUCAAGCCGCCCGGAGAGAGGAAGAUAAAAAACCCGGUUUCGGUGUUGGAGUAAAAUUUGAUAGAAUAAAUAUUAAACAUGGUACCCAGAUAAUGUUCCAAUGCAUACAGUGUUCAUGUUGGUAA